UACCUACUUUCCAAAAAAACUCUUUCUACUCUAAUAAUUUAUUGACCGUUUUGUUUCCUAUAAAAUAUACAUCGGCUUUGGUUUCAUGUUAUUUACAACGAACGUCAAGAGUAAGUAAAAAUAUUGAAAGUGUAUGACUUUCAAUCAGUAAAACAAAGUGUAAGUAUACACCUACUACGCAUUACGAAAUAACUAUUCAAGUUAUGCAGUGCUCAUACCAUGAACGUCAAAUUACAUGUGAAAUGUGAUGUAGUAGUUCCACACAAAACUUUCACUAAUAAUUUGUUCAUGCUAUGUGUGCUAUUAUUAGCUAAUUUAGUACACUAGACAGCUGGGCCACUGCAGCUUUACUGCUCUUAAUGAGUAGCCUGCUGGCCCCAGUAGCUUAGCUGCCUAGUGGAUGAAAAAUAUGUAUUAUAAGUGAUUUUUGUAACAUUGCUUUUGAUUUCAAAUUGUAUCAAAAAGUUUUUGUAUGUACCAGUUAACUAUUAUCAUUGUUGGUAUAAAACCCUUAACCAAAAAUUUUGGGUUGUUAAAAAGCUUUACAUAGCAACAUUUUUAUGCUUGGUAAGCCAAUCUUUUACUAAAAAUAUGGAUGAAUGAUGAACUUGAAGAAAAAAAGGCAGUGAUUGGACAAUAUGAAUUAAAAUACUACGAGGUUUAGCCUUCUAUUAGCAGCUGAUGGUAUAUUUCUGCAAUUUUUAUUUACAUUAUCAGGUUUUAUGCAUGUUAUGUUGCAAAUUACAUUCACUUUAUACAUAAUAUAUUAUCUAGUAACUUAAAAAUGUUUUACAUACUUUGUGUAUUUAGUUAACUUCAACCUGACUGAAUUUAAACAAUUAUUAACUCUUCAAUUUUUAAUAUAGAUAACCAUGGAUGGCAAAGUUAAGUGAGAGCCUUGCUGAUGGCAUUACAUGGAGACAAGAGAGAAACAUGAAAAGUUCGGAAACUGAGUAAUGUUGGAACGAUGACAUAGCAGGGUGGAAAUAUGCAGAUUUAUCAUCAAUAAAGACACAAUUUCAGAUCAAAUUUUUACUACAUUGCUUUAGGAAAUGGCAGAUAAAGACAGACGGACUGGUGAUUCUAAGAUAAGGAGUUCGAAGGAUAAGACAAAAAGUAGUAGAAGUAAAAGCAGUAAAGGCACAAGCAGUAAAAAGAGAUACCAUUCUGAGUCCAAAACUCCACCACUUCCUACACAUAUUAGUAUUGAAGAAUUAUUAAGACAAAGAGAGGCAAUCAAAGAAGAACUCCAAAUUAUUGCUAAGCCCAAAGAUAGAAAAAGUGAUAAUAUAUCUCCACAUAAAAGAAAACGCAAAGAGUCUGAAAAUAGACAUAAUGGAAAUAUAGAAAACGAUGAAAAAAGUAGACCAGCCCAAAAGAAUGCAUCUCCAGAGCAUAAUGUAGUUACAUAUAUUGAUUCAGAAGAUGAAGAGUUUAUAAUAGAACAAAGAAGAAAACAGAGGAAGCAGUUGGUUGAGAAGUUACAAAUAAAAAUAGAACUAAAAACUAGCAAUUUAGAACCUUCUAAAAAUAAAGAAAUAAACACAAAUAAUGAAGAAGAUAAAACAAAUUCAAUAUCUCAAACGCAAACGAAUACAAAGGUAGUUGACAAAAUUACUGAUAUGUUUUCAGAAGAUGAUUUUUUAAGUAAAACAGAUAAAUCAAAACAAAGUAUUGAUAACAAAAAUGUUCAAUGUGAUAACUGGGAUGAUGAGGAUGGGUAUUUUAAAAUAAACAUUGGUGAAACUAUAAAUAAAUAUACAAUAAAACAUUUAUUUGGUCAAGGUGUGUUUGCCAAUGUUGUGAGAGCACAAGAUAAUAUUCGAAAGAAUGAUGUAGCUAUUAAAAUAAUUAGAAAUAAUGACCUCAUGUACAAAACUGGCCUAAAAGAAAUAGCAUUAUUGAAGGAAAUUAAUAAGAGUGAUACUGAAGAUAAAAGUCACUGUGUUCAAUUGUUUUCACACUUUAUGCACAAGGGACACUUGUGUUUAGUCCUCGAGUGUCUACAUAUGGAUUUAAGAAGUGUCCUUAAGAAGUAUGGUAAAAAUCAGGGCAUAAACAUAAAGGCCCUGAUAACUUAUAGCAGACAGCUAUUCCUAGCGUUGCGCCAUUUGAAGAAAAUUGGAAUUAUGCAUGCAGAUAUUAAACCAGAUAAUAUACUAGUUAAUGAAAAGAAGACCAUAUUAAAAUUAUGUGAUUUUGGUUCUGCUAUGAAAGAGAGUACUGGAGAUCUAACUCCAUACUUAGUGUCAAGGUUCUACAGAGCCCCAGAAAUAAUAUUGGGCAUUCCUUAUUCAUUUAGCAUAGAUAUGUGGUCAACCGCAUGUACAAUAUACGAAAUGUCGACUGGUAAAAUACUAUUCACUGGCAGUUCCAAUAACAAAAUGAUAAAAUGCUUCAUGGACCUAAAAGGCAAAAUACCAAAUAGACUGCUUAAGAAAAGUAAAUUCAAGGACCAACAUUUCAACUACAACAAUAAUUUUCUUCUACACAAAAAAGAUGAAUUCACAGGUCGUGAAAAAGUAGUAGAGAUGACAAACAUUACUGUCUCAAGAGAUUUAUUUAAGGAUUUGUUGAAAAGUUACCAAAGCCCUUCACCGAGUGAGGAAAAGAAGAUAUUUCAACUGAAAGAUAUUUUAGACAAAAUGCUGAAUCUAGAUGCAAACCAGAGACUUUCUAUAACAGAUUGUUUAAAACAUGUAUUUAUAAAAGAAGAGUUUGGAAGGUGAUUGCUCAAAAUAAAAAUAUUGUUACUUA
Aricia agestis (brown argus) is the source of this 2757-nucleotide messenger RNA. RefSeq names its product serine/threonine-protein kinase PRP4 homolog. Gene Ontology annotation, biological process: peptidyl-threonine phosphorylation; peptidyl-serine phosphorylation. Lineage: Eukaryota; Metazoa; Arthropoda; Insecta; Lepidoptera; Lycaenidae. Gene Ontology annotation, molecular function: protein serine/threonine kinase activity; ATP binding. The transcript has 3 exons. The coding region runs from base 1053 to 2729 and encodes 558 amino acids. The record is from RefSeq and is a predicted model, not a curated record.